UGUAAAAAUGGGAGGGGUUUUUCUGAGCAAGGGGUGAUCCUCAAUGGAGGUAAUGCGUGUGUGGUGUGAAAGGUUCCCGGAUGUAUAUUUUCGCCAUUUUUUUUUACUCCAGUACAACCGGUGGGGUGGAAACGCCACUGAUCUAUCCGUUGAUUUUCCAGGAACCACCGACAGAUUGACCGAGUAGCAGCUACUGUCGAGCGUCUAUAGCAAUUUGUCAGUUAAACUAGACUAUUCGACACUCGGAACAAAAUGGGCGAUCGGGAUGAGUUAGUAUAUCAGGCUAAACUCGCCGAACAGGCUGAGAGAUAUGACGAAAUGGUGGAGUCCAUGAAGAGAGUGGCCGGGUUGGAUGUGGAACUAACAGUCGAGGAGCGAAACCUACUAUCAGUGGCCUACAAAAAUGUCAUUGGGGCGAGGAGAGCAUCAUGGAGGAUAAUCAGCAGUAUUGAACAAAGGGAAGAAAACAAGGGUGGAGAAGACAAAUUGAAAAUGAUCCGGGAAUACAGGCAAACAGUUGAGAACGAGCUGAAGUCGAUCUGUAAUGACAUUUUGGAUGUGCUGGACAAGCACCUUAUUCCAGCUGCCAACACGGGAGAGUCCAAGGUCUUCUACUACAAAAUGAAAGGCGAUUACCACAGGUAUCUGGCUGAGUUUGCCACCGGGAACGACAGGAAGGAGGCUGCCGAGAACAGUUUGGUCGCCUACAAAGCUGCGAGCGACAUCGCCAUGAUUGAACUGCCACCUACACACCCCAUUCGCCUAGGCCUCGCUCUUAACUUCUCUGUAUUUUACUAUGAAAUCCUCAACUCGCCCGACCGCGCCUGCAGGUUGGCGAAGGCUGCGUUCGAUGAUGCCAUCGCAGAGCUGGACACGCUGAGCGAAGAAAGCUACAAGGACUCCACACUAAUCAUGCAGUUGUUACGCGACAACCUGACACUAUGGACUUCAGACAUGCAGGGAGAUGCAGGUGAAGAACAACAGAACAAAGAGGCACUGCAAGAUGUGGAGGACGAGCCCCAGUAAGACCUCACAGACAACUUGAGACCCCCUCCCUCUGCCUCCACACACUCCCCUCCCCCAAAAUAAAAAAAAAAACCCAGUCCCAACAGGAGCCACCACGCCCAAGUGACAGCGGCUCUCUGCAGCUCUGACCCCCAGGGUCUUAGAGAUAAUCAGUUCUCUUCAUUAACAUUUUUUUUGUUGCCCUUUUUAAUUCAAUUUAAAUAUAAAUACCACUUAAUUGAGACAACAUACAAUUUUGGAAAGACAGUCCCUGGAUAAUUGUAUUUUCCUUGGUACAAGCAUUUCUGAUUUAUCUUCAUUAUUGUUUCUGUUUUUGCUCUUUCCUCUAUUUUAUCAGUUGCUGGAUGUAUUGAGAAUUUUUUUGUUAAUGUAAUUACAGAAAUGAACUUUUAUUACUGAUAUGUCUAUUAGUUGUGGGAGCUGUAAUAUUUCUGUGUUAGUGAAAGAGAUGCAAAUCAUUAAACCUUCGAAGGGCAGGUCUAAACAAAGUGCUCUUCUUAACUUUAGUUUUUCAGAGGAAGUCGGCAAAAUUCUUGAUAUCCACGUGGAGCAAAAAAUGCUUAACUUUUACACCAUAGUGAUUCUAUUGUGACGUUUUGGAUUGUACUUUGUGCUAAAAUACUGUAUUGUGCGUACUUGCUGAUUUCAGAUGGUGGCUGGUAGCGGUUUUAAAAUCCAAGGGAGCAUUGUGGUGUUUAGUGAGGAAACGGCUCUCGAUUGGCUUCUGUUGCAAAAUGACAGGGUUCUAAGUAGAUGAUUUCAAGCCUGCAUGAUGAGUUAAUGAAUAGUUUUUCUGCCUCUUUACAUUGUUCAUGUUUUUUCUUUUUGCUGCAUUAUGUGUAACUUAAAGCUAAUUUGUACUACUGGAUAUCUGACUGGAGCCACAGAUAGAGCACCUGUAUUGUUCUUACUGAAACACAGCAUGGAAUUAACAUUAAACAAUCUAAAUUAAACAUA
Messenger RNA from Oncorhynchus keta (chum salmon), 1983 nucleotides. RefSeq names its product 14-3-3 protein epsilon-like. Gene Ontology annotation, cellular component: cytoplasm. Gene Ontology annotation, biological process: signal transduction. Lineage: Eukaryota; Metazoa; Chordata; Actinopteri; Salmoniformes; Salmonidae. The record is from RefSeq and is a predicted model, not a curated record. The transcript has 6 exons. The coding region runs from base 253 to 1026 and encodes 257 amino acids.